Sinocyclocheilus grahami is the source of this 1285-nucleotide messenger RNA. It is a transcript of the gene pdlim3a, whose product is annotated as PDZ and LIM domain 3a. Bases 113 to 1045 code for a protein of 310 amino acids. The record is from RefSeq and is a predicted model, not a curated record. Gene Ontology annotation, molecular function: muscle alpha-actinin binding; actin binding. Gene Ontology annotation, cellular component: stress fiber; filamentous actin; Z disc. The transcript is spliced from 7 exons. Lineage: Eukaryota; Metazoa; Chordata; Actinopteri; Cypriniformes; Cyprinidae. Gene Ontology annotation, biological process: actin cytoskeleton organization; muscle structure development; heart development.
AUAAAGACAGCACUCUGGAGGAGUGGUCUUCAAUCUCCUCUAAAGGAUUUAGAGUUGAAUUCACCAUCACACUCGAAACACACACACUCACACACACACACCUGCUGUGGAUAUGCCGUUCACUGUUGUACUGGAUGGACCCGUGCCGUGGGGCUUUCGACUUAUUGGAGGACAGGACUUCAGCCAACCCCUUACCAUCGCCAAAUUAUCACCAGGAAGUAAAGCUGCCAGAGUCAACCUCUCUCCUGGAGACAUCAUCUUAGCAAUAGAUGGAGUUUCUGCAGAAAACAUGAUGCACUCGGAGGCUCAGACUCUAAUCAAGGAUGCCACCCAUCAGCUCACACUUACUGUUGAGAGACCAGAGACUAAGUUGUGGUCACCAAAUGUCGCUGAACACAACAAAAGCCAUCCAUUUAAAAUGAACCUAGAGGCAGAGAGACAAGAGUACACACCAAUAGGAACAGGCCAUAAUCGAAGGGCUUCGCCCUUUGUGGCCGCAGCCAACAUCGAUGAAACGCGUCAGGUGGUGAGCCCAACCUACAACUCCCCUAUUGGCCUUUACUCUUCAGGCAAUAUCCAAGACGCCUUACAAGGACAGCUCAAGGGCCUCAUCCAUAACAAACCAGAAAGUCCCAGGAAGCUUAGCAAUAUAGAGGAGUCCGAUGUAUAUCGGAUGCUGCAGAGAAAUGAAGAUAAAGAUGAGCCCCAUGAACCACGACAGUCGGGAUCCUUUAAAGCCCUACAGAGCUUUAUCAACAGUGAGGGUACACAUCCAUUAGUGACAAGGAAAGUCUGUGCCCCCACGACCAAGUCAUCUGCUCCGGCGGGGAACUUGCACAAGCUACCGAUGUGUGAUAAGUGUGGUAACGGCAUAGUUGGGACGGUUGUGAAGGUUCAGGAUAAGUUUCGUCAUCCGGACUGUUUUGUGUGCACCGAUUGUGAGGAAAAUCUAAAGCAGAGAGGGUACUACUUCAUAAAUGAUGAGCUAUACUGUGAAACCCACGCUCAUGCCCGGGCCAAACCUCCUGAGAGUCCCGACCUUUGACCUUCUCGUCGUUCUUCUGAUUGCAUGAGGGCACCAACUGCAACUCAACUACUCAGUGCAUGAACAUCUUGUUUUAACCACAGACACAAAAGUUUUACCACAAUUCAUGCACAAUCAUGUCAACCAAAUACUGAGAGACACAUUUAUGGAUAGUGCAUUGUCAUGUCAUGUGUGCUAUUUUGCACUUUGUAGGAAUAGGGUGUGUUGACUGAAAUAAGUUUGUAUGAAUAAAGGUUUUGU